AUGAACACAAACUACUUCUCGGAGGAAUACAUCCCGGGAACCACUAAUAUCUUCUCCUCGUCCGAUGACUCGUCCAGCAACCACACGGGCAGACCAUUGAAGAAAAACAAGAAGGGUGUCAUUUUGCUUCCCCAGCCUUCUGACUCCGUCAAUGAUCCCCUUAACUGGCUGGCUCCUCGGAAAGCCUAUCAUUUUUUGGUUGUCUGUUACAUCACAGGCCUCACUGCCGCCAUUUCCAACGAUGCUGGUGCCGCUCAGGACUCCUUGAACCAGUUUUAUGGAAUCUCUUAUGAUGCCAUGAACACAGGUGCCGGUGUGCUUUUCUUGUUUAUCGGCUGGUCGUGUAUUUUCUUUGCCCCGGCUUCCUCGCUCUACGGCAGAAGAAUCACCUACUUGAUCUGUCUUUUGGCCGGUACUUUAGGUUCAGUCUGGUUUGCACUUUCCAAAAGAACAGCAGACACAAUCUGGUCCCAGGCGUUUGUGGGCAUGUCCGAAGCUUGUGCCGAGGCCCAGGCCCAGCAGUCGUUGGCAGACAUUUUCUUCCAGCACCAGCUAGGCUCGGUUUUGACCGUCUACAUUAUGGCAACCUCGGUGGGCUCUUUUCUUGGACCCUUGAUUGCACACUUGAUCUCAGAAAGCCAGACGUUCCGCUGGGUCGGCUGGUGGGGUGCCAUUAUCACUGGCGCCACGCUUGUGGUGGUUGGUUUCACCUGUGAAGAGACCGUUUUCGAUAGACUGAAGUACUUUCCUGUUUACGAUUCUCCCGAGGAAGCCGUGGCCAUGAUCGACGAUCCAGAAAGAGAUUUCAAGGACGAGAAGGAGAAGGAGAACACGGCCAUGGCGUCGGGAAACGAGAUUUUCGUGGAGAGAACCAGAAGACGGUCCAGACCAGCCAAGGAGGUGGACGAAGAGGCUGCUUUGGAGAAGGAGAAACCCAACUCGUACUGGAAGCAAAUUGCCCUUAUCACCCCCUCAGAGUACAUGGAGGGCUACGGCGUCAAACAGUACAUUGAGCGUUUUCUCGUCUACUUCAAGGUCUUCACCUUACCUGCGGUGUGGCUUUCUGGCUUGCUCUGGGGUUUGCAAGACGCCUACAUGUCGUUUUUCCUUACCACCCAGGACACGUUUUUCUACGAUGAGCCUUGGAACCUCAGCGAAACGGGUGUGGCUGUGAUGAACGUUGCAACAUUAAUUGGCGCUGUGAUUGGCUGUAUCAUGUCGGGUGUCAUUUCCGAUAAGCACGUUCUCUGGCUUGCCAAACGCAACAACGGUCUCUACGAGCCCGAGUACAGACUCUACCUUCUUUUCAUCACCAUGAUCAUUUCUCCCGUGGGUUUGAUCAUGUUUGGUGUAGGUGCAGACAGAGAAUGGCCAGGCUGGGUUGUUUACGGAGGUCUUGCAUUUAUUGGAUUUGGCUGGGGCUCUAUCGGUGACACCGCCAUGUCGUACCUCAUGGACUGCUACCCAGAAAUCGUCAUCCAGGGCAUGGUGGGUGUCUCCAUCAUCAACAACACCUUGGCGUGCAUUUUCACAUUUACAUGCUCUCUCUGGUUGAACUCCGCUGGAACCCAGAACACAUACAUUGCUUUGGCCGUAAUUGACUUUGUCACCAUUGCUUGCAUCAUCCCCACGCUCUACUACGGAAAGAGCUGGAGAAAGUGGUCCAAGGGCCUCUACGUGCAAUUGGUCGAGCUCACCCAGGGAAUGGGUUAA
Molecule: messenger RNA, 1713 nt
Organism: Candidozyma pseudohaemuli
Lineage: Eukaryota; Fungi; Ascomycota; Pichiomycetes; Serinales; Metschnikowiaceae
Exons: 1
Coding region: 1-1713 (570 amino acids)
Biological process (GO): transmembrane transport
Cellular component (GO): fungal-type vacuole
Molecular function (GO): transmembrane transporter activity
Source: RefSeq, a predicted model, not a curated record